Rotaria sordida is the source of this 441-nucleotide messenger RNA. Lineage: Eukaryota; Metazoa; Rotifera; Eurotatoria; Philodinida; Philodinidae. The record is from the annotation of a GenBank genome assembly.
AUGGAAAUGAGACUUACCCCAAUUGUAUGCAUUGCUCAAGAUUAUAUUCAAGGAAAAACUGUGGAUGAUAUACGGUUACGUCAAGCAAUACUUGAACUACCUAACAAUAAAACAGAACAUCUUCCAGGGUAUUUACCUCUCAUACCAGGAAUGCCAGUUUUACUCACAGAAAACAUCGCUACCGAACUGGGACUCCCUAACGGUACGCGAGGAAUCUUUCGUCAACUUGUAUACGAUGAACCACCAGAAGAUGAUCGAUACCAUGAUCAAAAUUUUCCACCAAAUACCAAGUUUACAACACAACCAAAAUACGCUUUAGUGGAAUUUCCUGGUUGCAAACUUGAUGAAAAACUUGCUGAACUGUCUUCCAAAAUAGUUCCUAUAGCUAUUAGUGAAAAACAUUCUUGUUCGACGCCAAAGAACUUCUUCCAGAAAAUGUAG